AUGUCGUGUCUCCUCCUUCCCCUUCUCCAUUUCUCCUCUUGCGAAGCUUCGUCGUCGUCGUCGUCGUCGUCGUCGUCGUCGAAGGGGAGGGAGUUCGAUUACUUCGUGUUGGCGCUCCAAUGGCCCGGCACCAUAUGCCGAUCGACCCACCAUUGUUGCUCCUCCAAUGGCUGUUGCGGCUCAAAUCCUCUGACCUAUUUUACAAUUCAUGGGCUGUGGGCUGAUUAUGACGAUGGAACAUGGCCAUCUUGCUGCAGUCAUUCUGGUUUUGAUAUUAAUAAGAUUUCAUCUUUGUUACCAACACUUAAGAAGUAUUGGCCAUCAUUAUACUGCAGCUCUUCAUCACGCUGCUUUGGUGGAAAAGGACCUAUUUGGGCACAUGAGUGGGAAAAACAUGGGACAUGCUCCUACCCAGUAAUACAGGAUGAAUAUAGUUAUUUCUCAACAACCCUUGAUCUCUACUCCAAAUACAAUGUUACGAAAAUUUUGGAAACAGCAGGUAUUGAAGCUACAAAUGGUGAGAAAUAUUUGUUAGGAGAUAUUGUGUCUGCCAUUAAAAAAGCCUUUGGGGCAUCGCCGUUACUGGUUUGCAAGCAUGGCUCGCUGCAGGAACUCAGAUUGUGCUUCUAUAAGGAUUUUACGCCUCGUGAUUGCGUAAUUGGAUCAAAUAUUGUAGACGACUCACCGAACUCGAGAAACUCUUGCCCUCGAUACAUCAGUUUGCCAACAUAUACAUUUCCAUUUCCGGUUAUUGGAGAGACCAGCGGAGCAAUCGCCCGGCUGGCCAGGAAACAUCCCGAGCUCUUCGCGACAUCAUAAGUACUUGAGACUUAAAAGUUCGGGGAAACCAAGUACAGUAAGAUCGAGAUCUACAGUAAGAUCGAGAUGUCAUGUAAUAUAUGUAACAGUUCUAUAGGUGCUCAUCAUCGUUAGCAUUUGCAUUCCUUUACUAGGUGGCAUAUUUGAAAAGAAGUGAGUCGUAUGUUACUGAAAUUAAGGUGUAUAUGUGGGCACUUCGUCACUACUUGGUGUGCACACUCGCUUUAGAAUUCCAACAACUAUUGUGACGAUUUAGAACCGCAGAUGUCGUAUCUGAUACUGGGCUAAAAUAUUGUUUUUGCUUCCUUGCGGCCUUGCGGGCUUCGAAUGAAAAGCUAAAAUAAGUUUUUACA
Molecule: messenger RNA, 1172 nt
Organism: Ananas comosus (pineapple)
Lineage: Eukaryota; Viridiplantae; Streptophyta; Magnoliopsida; Poales; Bromeliaceae
Product: ribonuclease 2
Exons: 10
Coding region: 1-819 (272 amino acids)
Biological process (GO): RNA catabolic process
Cellular component (GO): extracellular region
Molecular function (GO): RNA binding; ribonuclease T2 activity
Source: RefSeq, a predicted model, not a curated record